CUGACCACCCUCAGAACCAUGCAGUCCAGAACCCUCCGCCCCAAACCCCCCAACUGGUCCCCUCAACCUCCGCUCGCUGUCUUUGCCCGCAACCUCCAGCUCCUCCAGCUGGAUCGCCACGAUGACGGGCCUCACAUCUCCCUCAGCUCCCUCGAAGACACCUCGCAGAACCAGCGCCAGCGUAUCCGAGCCAUCGAAUGGGCCCUGUAUCACCUCGUCGCCCUCUGGGACCCCGACACCGCUCGGGAUGUAUGCAGCCAUGUCCACGGUGAUGCCGAUUGAGCUGACGACCUACAGAAACUCCGUCCUUUCUUCCCUCCCCUCGAACCGCUACAGUCCGUCAAUCUGCGCGCCGCCCUGUUCCGUGUACUGGCCGAAUUGAAGAAGCAGGGUGACCUCGGCAGAGAGUCCAUUCUCCGCAAGUCAAUGUUGGAUGACUGCAAGGGCGAGAAAUUCGAAGAGCUUCUCGCCAUCUUCUCCACCGCGGUUCUGCGGAAGACUUUGUCUGCUUCCUCGGACCCUAGCUUGCAAACAACCGCUAUGCGAUUGUCGCUGGCCUCGAACCUGACUCGUCAGGAAUACGAGCUUAUGCUCCCCUUGGUCCUCGCCCAUCGCGUCUCCUUGAACCAGAUCGGAGAUCGUCGCAACCGAACCCUGAAUACCCACGAAAAGUUCACCCAAUUGCUGGACCUCAAGAAACAUCGGCUAGAUGAGCGUUCCAAGGAGAACCUGCCCCAGCUCCCCGACUCCGGCGCCAAUAUCGACGCGCUGUCCCGCGACCUCAAGGGCAACUGGCUGGGCAGCAAGGAAUGGGCCGAUACCCUGCUUCACGGCGGCGCACAAAGCAGCAGCGACGCCUUCCUCGAUCUCCCAUUUGACACCGCCUGGGCGAAGGCGAACGAGUCAAGCGUGGGGGAUCUCCGCACCAACACAUCCCCGGAUUUGCUCGUCGAUCUGGAGUCUCGCGUCCUCCGCCAACGUGCCCGGCUGCAGCGCUGGCGUCAGUACAGCGCCUCCAUGCGCCGACAUGAACGCGUGGAGUCGACAAGCUCGUCGAAACCCUCGCCGCUUGCGUUCCGAGAGCACCAGACCCUCACGGUAGCAAGCAUCUCCAAAGCCGUCCGUCAGCCGGUCGAACGGGCCUCUCUCAAGGCAGACGACCGGGCCCUACUCUUCUCCAUGACGGAGUCCUUAGCGCGAAUCAACGGCCGUCCUGCACGUCACCACAGCAGAAAUGACUCGAAAUCACGCAACACAGCCCCAUCCCUGCCCUCCAUGUCCGCCGGCGGAAGCAACCGAUCAUCCAUCGUCGAAGAGCCCACUCAUCCAACCAACUCCACCACCACAACAAGGACCCCACCCCAGACCCCGAACCAGCCCUCCCAUCAUUCUCAACCACCCCGGCUCCCCAGAACGAGCCCCUCCCCAGACCUCCAACCCGACCGCGAACCACCCAGCCGAUUCACCCUCGUCGAACGCACCCGUAAAUCUAUGUCCCUCAUCCCACCCCCAACCCACACCAAACCCAAAGAAUCCUUCCGAUCCCACCGCCCCCGCCCCUCCUAUCCAGUGAACCAGUUCGAGACGCCCCAGAAACAGUUCCUGCCCACCCGGUCCUCCACGCCGCGCGACGAGCUCUUCGAAGAGGAAGCCGACUACGCCAGCGUAUUCAAGUCGCGACCUCGCGUGGCGCACAGCCCCGUGGCGUCGCCAGCGGUGCAUAUCAGUCCAAUUGGCGAUUUUAAUCUGAAUCCAGACGAAGACGUCGAUGUCGAUCUCGAUGGAUUGGAUGGCACAUCCUAUGUCCAGGAGACGCCAUCGGCUUGGAGGCGGAGGGUCUUGUGAUACUUAUCUUGUUGGUUCUUUGGUUUUUAUGGUAUGGUUGAUAUACAGUACGUACUAUGAUUAAUGUUUACUAGAUUUUAGAGUCAUAUAGAUAGAUUCUUU
Messenger RNA from Aspergillus heteromorphus CBS 117.55, 1947 nucleotides. RefSeq lists its product as uncharacterized. The record is from RefSeq and is a predicted model, not a curated record. Lineage: Eukaryota; Fungi; Ascomycota; Eurotiomycetes; Eurotiales; Aspergillaceae. The transcript has a single exon. Bases 427 to 1845 code for a protein of 472 amino acids.